AGGUGUGUAGGCAGAAUGUCAGAGAGCGGCCAGCGACAGGACCUGGUGCUCAUUAAAGAAAUGGAGCUCCUCUUGGAUUCCUGCACACUGGAGCUCACGCCAGUGGAUGAAGUCUGGCCCAGCUUGUACAUAGGAAACGUGGCUGCUGCACAGAACAGAAAAACAUUACAUAAGCUUGGCAUCACCCAUGUCCUGAAUGCGGCACACUCCAAGCAAGGCAGCCUAGGUGACCAGAGUUUUUAUGGGAACACAUGUGUUUACGCCGGCAUCCCAGGAGAGGAUUCCGACCACUUCGACCUCAGUCAGUACUUCAAAUUUGCAGCUGACUUCAUACAUAAAGGCCUAAAGAGUAAAAAAGGGAAAGUGCUGGUGCACUGCAUCAUGGGUAUGAGUCGAUCAGCCACUUUGGUCCUGGCUUACCUCAUGUUGAAGCAGCGUCUCCCUCUGAGAGAUGCACUGCGACAUGUCAUCCAAAAACGAGCCAUUUACCCCAACAGGAAUUUCAUGUCUCUCCUUCUCAAACUGGAUGAACAGCUGACAAGAAAAAGGACUCUGUGCCCUCUUCUCUGACAUUCAUCUUUUUCUUCUGUUCUUUUUCUUCAUUAUCCAAUUUCCUACAUCUCGACCUGUCUGUAUCUUACACUGCAGUCUGAUCAUUACUGUCAGUGAUUGUAAAUAAUGAUUUCUUACUUCAGUGCAUUAGGUAAAACAUUGUGAUUCCAUUGAUUGAAAUUAAAUUCCAUAUUGUUGUCAAUGUUUAAUGUACCACAUGGAU
This is a messenger RNA of Cololabis saira (Pacific saury), 775 nucleotides long. Its product is annotated as dual specificity protein phosphatase family protein. The record is from RefSeq and is a predicted model, not a curated record. Bases 16 to 570 code for a protein of 184 amino acids. Gene Ontology annotation, molecular function: protein tyrosine/serine/threonine phosphatase activity; MAP kinase phosphatase activity. Gene Ontology annotation, biological process: negative regulation of MAPK cascade; protein dephosphorylation. Gene Ontology annotation, cellular component: cytoplasm. The transcript is spliced from 3 exons. Lineage: Eukaryota; Metazoa; Chordata; Actinopteri; Beloniformes; Belonidae.